Molecule: messenger RNA, 2484 nt
Organism: Rubroshorea leprosula
Lineage: Eukaryota; Viridiplantae; Streptophyta; Magnoliopsida; Malvales; Dipterocarpaceae
Source: the annotation of a GenBank genome assembly
GAGUUGGAGUGAUAUACUCCUCUCCAUUUUAGUUGGAUCCUGCUCUUCAUCAUCUUCCUCUCGAUCUCUCCCCAUUUCUUUGUGAUAAAAAAAAAAAAAAAACCAACAAAAUGCGUUAUGAGUCAGGAAUUGCUUAUUAAAUCACACACACACACACACCCACACUAUACAUAUUUUUAUCAAGCCACCAUUAGGGGGUAACUAUAUGAAAUUAUUAUGCCACCAAAGCAAAGUUGGUCUUCCGGUGGUUGCACUCUCCGAGGAAGGUAGCACCUUGAGUUUAAGAACUCAAAAAUACCAAACAUGGAGUUGCAACAAUCUAUGGACAGAGAAGCAGGGAUUUCAGAUUCCAGUUGCAAACGUGGUGGUUGGAUCACCUUCCCCUCUAUUGCAGGUGUUCAAUGUGAAGAGCAUUACCGCUACUCAGAUUGAAAAUAUAUUGUCAAUGGUGGCGUCAGUCUGCUUCCCAUCAUUACAGCAAUUCUUGCUGACUCUUUUUUAUUAGGAUCCUUCUCUGUUGUUGCAAUUUCUUCCUGUUUCUCUUUGCUGGGAUUGAUUCUCCUGACCCUAACAGCAUCAAUUAGCUCCUUGAGGCCUCCACCUUGUGAGACUAGAUCAAGCUUACGCCAAGCUCCAACAGGAGUUCAAUUCACCAUGCUAUAUGCAGCUAUAGCUUUAGCUUCUAUAGGCCUUAGAGCAAUAAGAUUUACACUAGAAACAAUCGGCGCAAAUCAAUUUGAUAAGCCUCAAUAUCAAGAUGGUUUUUUCAACUGGUUCUUCCUCAUCCUUUAUGGAGCUUGUGUGUUAAGUACUAUGGGCAUUGUCUAUGUUGAGGACAGCAUCGGCUGGGAUUGGGGUUUGGCCUAUGUGCUGCUGCUAGUUAUGUUGGUUUAGCCAUUUUCUUGCUAGGUACCCAAUUCUAUUGACAUGACAAGCCUGAGGGAAGCCCAUACAUAGGGUUAGCUCGUGUUCUUGUUUCUCCUAUAAGGAAGAGGAUAUUCCACUAUCAUCCAAAACUGAGGAUUAUUACCAUGGAAAAGAUGGAACAAACGUGAUGUUGCCUGCAGCACCUUCUCAAAGCUUAAGGUUUUUGAACCGAGCAAGCCUAAAAACUGAAGGAGACAUUCAAUCAAAUGGGUUGAUUGCAAAGCCAUAGAGGCUUUUCACAGUUCAAGAGGUGGACGACCUCAAAGUUUUAGUUAGAAUUUUCCCACUGUGGUCGAGCACGGUUUUCUUAUCCACCCCAAUAGCAAUUCAAGCCAACAUGACAGUUCUACAAGCUCUAGCCAUGGAUCGUCACCAUGGUUCUAGUUACAAGAUCCCAGCAGGGACAGUCAUAGUUGUUGUGUUAAUUUCCACCUGCAUCUUCCUUGCCAUCUUGGAUCUUUUCCUUCUUCCCACCUCGAAAAAGUUGACUCAUUGGUCUCUAACUCCUCUCCAAUGGAUCGGAGUAGGCCAUGUUAUUAAUGUUCUAAGCAUGGCCGUAUCAGUCCUGGUGGAGUCAAGGACGUUGAAAAUAGCCCAUGCACAUCACCUUCUGUUGGAACUUGGGGGUUAGAAAACAUAUCAUUGGCUUCAAGGCAUGCUGCAAAUGCCACUUUCCUUUAGGCUAUUUUCGCCCCUACCAUUUUGGUGUGCAAAGGCGUUAACCAAAAAUACAUGUAGGAUACAAUGAAACCCUGUCAAUUACGCCUUGCCCUGAUGAAAUCAACCACUAAAUCUCACUUCUUCAAGUGGCAAAACUAUCACUUUCAUACAAGGAUUUCUGCAGCAAUCAUUGCACAAAAGAGGACUGUGUUAUAUUAAAAAACAGUAGGAUAUUGUAUGUAUCAUUCGAAUUGGAAUCACCGUAUCAAGAGGAUGAAGACAAGGCUUUUAUAGACUAUAGGUGUCUGUUGAUAAAAGACACCUCUUUACAGACAUGUCUCUUCCAUUUGAAGAGUUUUAACAUGAAAAGACACCUUUUCAUUUAUUCCCUUUCCCAGCCAUUGUCUUCUUUCCUCUAUUUUGAAAAUUUCUCCAACACCUUCAAGCACAGCCUGGUGCUCUAGUCCCAAUGAUAGUGCUAUGGCUGUUCCCACAACUUGUUAUAGUUGGCACUGGAAAAGCCUUCCAUUUACCCGGAUAAGUUGCACUAUACUAUCAAGAAUUUCCUGUAGCGCUCUGUAGCACAGCAACCACCUUGAUAUCUGUGGUAAUGGGGAUUGCCUACCAUGUGAGCACUGCUUUGGUGGACCUGAUCUGCAAUGUGACAGGCUGGUUACCUGAUAAUAUAAAUGAGGGGAGGCUGGAUAAUCUAUAUUGGACCCUUGUUGUUUUGGGUUCGCUCAACUUUGUCUAUUUUUUGGUCUGCUCUUGGUUGUACAGAAAUAGAAAUAUCUUUAAAGAGGAAGUGGGUCCUUCUGUAAGGGUUGCCAAUGGAGAAAGAAAAACAGAAAAAGGAACUUGAUCUUUGGAGAAAGGAAACAAAAAUUGCAAAAGUAU